CAAGGACGAAAACUCAGACCUGGACCCUCGUAGGCAGGACAAACUUUCUGCAGCUUGAAGGAGCCAACCAUGGAUUUCAGGCGUGUGAAGGACUAUUUCUCCUGGCUCUACUAUCAAUACCAAAUCAUUAGCUGCUGUGCUGUCUUGGAGCCCUGGGAGCAAUCCAUGUUCAAUACCAUCUUACUAACCAUUUUUGCUAUGGUGGUGUACACCGCCUACGUUUUUAUCCCAAUCCACAUUCGCCUGGCUUGGGAAUUUUUCUCCAAAAUGUGUGGCUAUCACAGUACAAUUUCUAAUUGAUCUUGUUUGCAUUCUGUGGAUUGGCAUUGCAUAUGUAUAUGUUGCUUACAACUUACCGAUUUAGGUGAAUACUGUGUCUUCUUUAACUAUCUGAUCUGAAAAGCUCUCUCUUCUCUAUGCACUCUUAUAUCUUGCCUGAAAUUUGAGAUAGAUGUCUCUUUAGGUUCUUUUGUACAUGCUACAUUGUGCAUCAGACCAUAGAUAUUACCAUGACCUUACCUCACAUACCAUAUUCUCUCAACUUAAAUCUAUGACUUUAGUUUUUUUUUAAUCAGGAAAUUUCAUAUAAAGUUUUUCUGGAAAGUAGGCUCAUAAGAGACCUACCAGAAUCGUAAUUAAAAUGCUCCCUUGGUACCUAUUCUAUUGUAAGGGAUAUAUUUUUUAAAAUUUGUUCAUAGGCUACUGUCAAAAGUAUCCUAUCCUUGUUUACAAUAUGUAAAAAGAUGUGAAUAAAUUAUAUGGGCCCCCUAAAGUCUUAUUUUCUAGUAAAUUACUGAUACCUAAACUUCUUUUACUUCAAGUACUAAAGAAUAGGCUGGAGGCAAUUAUCUCCUUUCAGACAUGGUUAAGGAAUUGUUUUAAAUGCCUCUAAAAGUCUGGCUUUAUAAUAGUUUAAAAUCAACAAUGUUGAUUUUAGAUAACCCAGUAAGUAUUAUAAUACAAAAUAAUUUUUAAGUGUAAGAAACAAAAUAUAAUCAAAGUAAAUUCAGAUAUUGUGACUUGU
Messenger RNA from Ceratotherium simum simum (southern white rhinoceros), 1024 nucleotides. RefSeq names its product serine palmitoyltransferase small subunit B (gene SPTSSB). The record is from RefSeq and is a predicted model, not a curated record. Gene Ontology annotation, molecular function: serine C-palmitoyltransferase activity. Gene Ontology annotation, biological process: endoplasmic reticulum organization; ceramide biosynthetic process. Lineage: Eukaryota; Metazoa; Chordata; Mammalia; Perissodactyla; Rhinocerotidae. Gene Ontology annotation, cellular component: serine palmitoyltransferase complex.